This is a messenger RNA of Ilex paraguariensis (yerba mate), 1749 nucleotides long. The record is from the annotation of a GenBank genome assembly. Lineage: Eukaryota; Viridiplantae; Streptophyta; Magnoliopsida; Aquifoliales; Aquifoliaceae.
ACCUUCCUCUUCUCUCCCUAUAUAAAUACCCCCCCUUCCCUUCCUCUGCUUCUCUCACCUCCGCAAUCAAACACAAUAACAAAUCAGAAAAAUAACUCGAACGUUAGUUAGUGUUACAGAACAACAAGAAUGUCUUGUACCGUUGCGAUUGCGAACUCACCUGUCUUCUCUCCGUCUAGGGUUUCCUCUUCUCGCUUCUGCAAAUCGUCUUCGUCACCAGAAACCAUAACCUCCCUAGCCCGCUCGCCUUCUUCUUCCUCUUUAUCGUCUUCUCCCUCGUCACCGUUGAGACUUAUUCGGCUUCAGAAAUUACCCAGUGGACUCAUUAGGGCUUCUAACGACGUCCCAUCUUCUUCGGUUACGAAUUCGACAUCGCCGACGCUGUUGAAGAGGAAGAGACCGGCGAGGCUGGAUAUUCCGAUUGUGUCGACGGGCUUUGGUAAUUGUCCAGCGACGCCGGCGGUGACGGAAGGGAGGAGGGAGAUGGAGAUCGAUGGAGAUGGGUAUUCGGUGUAUUGUAAGAAAGGAAGGAGAGAGGCCAUGGAAGAUCGUUACUCGGCUGUAGUCGGUCUUCAAGGAGAUUCUAAACAGGCUUUUUUUGGUGUAUUUGAUGGGCAUGGAGGAGCACUAGCUGCUGAGUUUGCAGCAGAGAAGUUAGACAAGUACAUUUUAGAUGAAGUGGGCAAAAGAGAUGAAAAUGAAAUUGAGGAGGCUGUUAAAGAUGGUUACCUGAAGACAGAUACAGAGUUUCUAAAAGGGGAGCUUCGCGGUGGGUCCUGCUGUGUGACGGUAUUGAUCAGAAGGGGCAAUCUUGUGGUAUCUAAUGCUGGUGAUUGUCGUGCUGUUAUGAGCAGAGGAGGAAUUGCUGAGGCCCUUACAUCAGAUCACCGGCCCUCAAGGAAUGACGAAAAGGAUAGAAUUGAGACCCUGGGUGGCUAUGUCGAUUGUUGCUCGAAUGGUGUUUGGAGAAUUCAGGGUUCUCUGGCUGUGUCCAGAGGGAUUGGAGAUCGGCACCUUAAACAGUGGAUAACAGCUGAGCCCGAAACAAAAAUCCUUAGAAUCAAAUCUGAUCACGAGUUCUUAAUACUUGCUUCUGAUGGCUUAUGGGAUAAGGUCACUAAUCAGGAAGCAGUAGAUAUUACUCGUGCUAUGUGCUUAGGCAUCGAUAAGCCAGAACCACUAUCAGCCUGUAAAAAGCUUGUUGACCUCUCUGUUUCGCGAGGCUCUGCUGAUGAUAUAAGUGUGAUGCUAAUUCAAUUGGGACGCUUUUAUUGAUCGUCUCACCAUUGCUAAAGAAAAAACAAUCUAACAACAGCGUGAAGGAAACUUUUUUUUUCCCAAUCCCACCUGCAAACUUUUUUCUCCGAAGGAGGUUGCAACAGUAGGAAGCAUUGGGCAUGGCUCUCUUGUUACAAUUUUUCUUCUUAUUACUAUUUAUUUAUCUACUAUUGUAGUAGUGUUUAGGACACACAAACUUUGAUGGAAAUGCUAUUUACAGUUUAGAUGAUGACGAAAGGCGGUGUAGAGCAAUUAUUUGACCAUUUUUGUAGGAUUGUUGCAUCUGUAAAUUUAAAGAAAAUGACAGUUAGAUAUUUUUUCAUAUCUUUCUUUUUCAAUUUCAUUGUUUGUUCAUAGAGCUUUACGACCCCGAGUGUAAUUUGCAUAUCGGUUGCUUAUACUCAGUAGAGCUUUCUGCAAGUUUGAUUGGUGUGUCGUGCAGGAUUGGAUGGUAAAUGAGUUUGUUUUCGG